CUGUCGUUUCAGGUGGUGCGAGUGUGGUUCUGCAACCGAAGGCAGAAGUAUAGACGUGAACGUGAAGAAGCUGCCGUAUCCCUGCCUCAGGCUGUCCUCCUCACCUCCAACUCGGUGCCCACCGAAACACUUGAUAGUGUUCCAAAGCCACAAAGAUCAAUGCUAUCCUCUCGUGAUCCUUAUCCAUUAGAAGAGCUCUGUGCCACCCCAGAAUUCAUCCCUUUUCAAUGA
This is a messenger RNA of Cooperia oncophora, 231 nucleotides long. The record is from the annotation of a GenBank genome assembly. NCBI's taxonomy places the organism in Eukaryota, Metazoa, Nematoda, Chromadorea, Rhabditida, Trichostrongylidae.